Messenger RNA from Nycticebus coucang (slow loris), 889 nucleotides. It is a transcript of the gene SAYSD1, whose product is annotated as SAYSVFN motif domain containing 1. NCBI's taxonomy places the organism in Eukaryota, Metazoa, Chordata, Mammalia, Primates, Lorisidae. The coding region runs from base 88 to 639 and encodes 183 amino acids. The record is from RefSeq and is a predicted model, not a curated record. The transcript is spliced from 2 exons.
CAGCGGCCCCGAGCCGGGCACAGCCGCGAAAGGCGCCCGGCGGGCGCGCGCGCGCGCUUCCGAGUAAGCGGGCGCGAGGCGCGCGCCAUGGAACAGAGGUUAGCCGAGUUUCGCGCGGCCAGAAAACGGGCCGGCCUGGAAGCCCACCCCAGCACUUCGAGCCAGAGCGCACGAACCUCGGGAGAGAAGGCGGAAGCAGCUGCGACUCUAAGGGUAGCCCCAAGCUGGCUAAAGCGGUUCCUGUCUUGGAAACCGAAGCCUGCAAGUGCCCGGGCCUAUGCCAGCCUCACUCAGGAAGCAGCUCAGCCUGGGAGCAGCACAGCACAGCCACCCCGGAAUCUAGCUGUUCCUCCACCAUCGUGCCAGAACCAGUCCUUCUUGACCAACAUCACCUUCUUGAAGGUUCUUCUCUGGUUGGUCCUACUGGGACUAUUUGUGGAACUGGAAUUUGGCCUGGUUUAUUUUGUCCUGUCUUUGUUCUACUGGAUGUAUGUUGGGACACGAGGCCCUGCAGAGAAGAAGGAAGGAGAGAAAAGUGCCUACUCUGUGUUCAACCCCGGCUGUGAAGCCAUCCAGGGCACCCUGACUGUAGAGCAGCUGGAGCGCGAGUUACAGUUUAGACCCCCGGCGGGGACAUAGGACCACCAUAUGUCCUGCAGCUGGCCUCAGGCACCGUCCUCCUAGCCCUUGGGUGUAGAUUUGAUUUUAGAUGCAUAGGACAAAGGGCAGCUUGUAGAUUAGCUCUGUGACCACACAGCUCCUCUACAUUCUUUUCCUGAUGUGCUGCUGCAAAUUUAUCUUAGAACUUCUCUUUUGUUUUUGGUAAAAUUCUCUAAGAGACACUCACUGUGGGUCUGAUGCAAUUAAUAUAAAUUACAUACUCAAGAAA